This is a messenger RNA of Darwinula stevensoni, 1002 nucleotides long. The record is from the annotation of a GenBank genome assembly. NCBI's taxonomy places the organism in Eukaryota, Metazoa, Arthropoda, Ostracoda, Podocopida, Darwinulidae.
AUGAUAAAGAUGCAUUAUUCAAGUGGGCUUGUGGGCUCUGCACCUAGCAUCCCGGUGCCCAGGAACCUCCUCUUUUCCGCUGCCAACGAGAAGGCGGCGUUGGUGUGGAGUCCGGCAGCGGUGUCAGCGGCCGUCUCGUCCGAUGUGUUACAAUCCGGGACGGGGAAAGGAGCGUCGACGUCCCCAUCGGGCUCUGGACAGGCUCAGCACCACCAGUCCCAGUCCCAUCAUCCCUCCUCCUCAUCGGCCCACAAUAGCAAUCACGGGGGACCCAGUGCCGGUCCAGGUGGGGGUGGUGGUGGAGGCGGUGGAGGAGCCGGUGGUCUCGUCCAUUGGAUGUCGGUGAUGGCCGAACAUGUCCAUGCUUCCCCUCAUCAUGAUGUCCACUACAUGUGGAAUGGGGUCGAGACGAAAAUGAGUUCGCCAGAGCACCACAACCCGUCAAUCCACAAAUGUUGCCACCGUACUGUGACUGAACACGAAGAUCUUGCUAGGGAAAACUUGUUCAGGCCCCAGCCGAGUGUGGAUCAGACGCGUCGUGUCCUUGAGUCUCCCAUCGAUCGACCUACCGCGGGUUCGAACAGCGUUUCGGAGGAAGGUACGUCGUUGCCUCAUUCACUGUAUCCAGGGGGGCACGGUGGGCGCCCUCCCAGCAGCGGGAGCAGUUCCUCACCCCCUGCCCCCUCCAGCUCCGCCUCUGCCUCUGGCGCUGUGGUCGUCCCACAGCCCAUCAAGGGCGGCUCCACGGGUGGGGGUCCACCCACUGCCAACGGUACGGGUCGCAAGUAUCAGUGCAAGAUGUGUCCUCAGGAAUGCAGUGGGCACGCGAGUGUCCCUCGGAACUUCGCUGGAGUCCAUGAUGGAAUUUCGCUCCUGGGCAUCCUCCCUGCCUCCCACGAAAGGUCACAUGAACUGAACAAAUCACACGAGUUACAAGUCCUGCUGAGUCAUCUCCGUGCUCCCAUCCAGCUUAUCUCCUGUGAAAAUCCCUCGUCCUGGUAA